AGGAGUAGUCCAAACGAGCUGCAAGGCUCAUGGUUUUCACUCAUUAUAUGGCUGGCGUGUUCUGUCUCUGUUAACCUACAGUUCCACAUCUAACUGCAUAGCCCUUUAAGCAGCCCGCUUGCGCAGACUGAAGCUUAGGACUGUUGGCUGCCAUCUUGCCGAUUCGGAGCAGCAGAAACGUAGUGUGUGUGUGUGUGUGUAUGUGUGUGUGGGGGGAAAAACACGAAGAGAGAAGAGUGUGUGAGACAGACGGUUGAAUGAAUUACUCGGGCUUGGAAAGAUACGAAACUUCAUUGUGUAGUUAACAACUGUCGCUAGGAGCAGCGGUGCAGAGUAAAUCUCCGGCGGUUGUCAUGCCAUCUGUGCCCCUGCCGCCCAAAGAGAGUAACCUCUUUAAGAGAAUCCUGAAAUGUUACGAACAAAAGCAGUACAAAAAUGGGUUAAAAUUUUGCAAGAUGAUCCUUUCCAAUGCCAAGUUUGCAGAACAUGGAGAGACAUUGGCAAUGAAAGGGUUGACUUUAAACUGCAUUGGAAAAAAGGAGGAAGCAUAUGAGUUUGUCAGGAGAGGAUUGAGGAAUGAUUUAAAAAGCCACGUCUGUUGGCAUGUUUAUGGCCUUCUGCAAAGGUCUGAUAAAAAGUAUGACGAAGCUAUUAAAUGCUAUCGUAAUGCCCUGAAGCUGGACAAAGACAAUCUGCAGAUUCUAAGAGACCUAUCUCUCCUGCAGAUACAGAUGAGAGACCUGGAAGGUUACAGGGAAACAAGAUACCAGCUUUUACAGUUGAGACCAACACAACGAGCAUCAUGGAUUGGCUAUGCAAUUGCCUAUCAUUUAUUAAAAGAUUAUGACAUGGCCUUAAAGUUAUUAGAAGAAUUUCGGAAAACACAACAGGUCCCUCCUAAUCGAAUAGAUUAUGAGUAUAGUGAGCUACUGUUAUACCAAAUUGAAGUCAUGAGGGAAGCUAUGUUGUUUGAGGAGUCACUAGAACAUAUUGAGAAUUAUGACAAACAGAUUUGUGACAAACUCGCUGUUGAGGAAAUCAAAGGGGAUAUGUUUUUAAAAUUAGGUAGGCUUGAAGAUGCUGCAGUGGUUUAUCAAGAACUCAUUAACAGAAAUGCAGAAAACUGGUCAUAUUAUGAAGGCUUAGAAAAAGCUCUUCAGCCAAGUACCAUAGAGAAGAGGCUUCAGAUUUAUGAAGACAUUGGCAAGCUACAUCCCAGAGCUAUGUCUCCUAAGAGGUUGCCAUUAAAUUUUGUCUCAGGGGAAAACUUUAGGGAAAUUAUCAAUAAAUUCUUAAAAAACAAUUUCAGCAAAGGCUGUCCUCCUUUAUUCACAACUUUGAAGUCACUCUACAGCAAUCCAGAAAAGGUUUCUGUAAUACAGGAGCUAGUUACUGGUUAUGAAACUUCAUUAAAAGCAUCUGAUUCAUUUAGUCUUAAUGAAAGAGAUGCAAAGGAGCCUCCAACCACUCUACUUUGGGUUCGAUAUUUUCUGGCACAACAUUUUGACAGACUCGGCCAGUGGUCUUUGGCCCUGGACUACAUUAACUCUGCAAUUGAAAGCACCCCAACAUUAAUUGAACUGUUCUACAUAAAGGCAAAGAUUUAUAAGCAUUUAGGUAACUCGAAAGAAGCUGCUAAAUGGAUGGAUGAGGCACAGUCAUUGGAUACAGCAGAUCGGUUUAUCAACUCAAAAAGUGCAAAGUACAUGUUAAGGGCCAACAUGAUCAAAGAAGCAGAGGAAAUGUGUUCCAGAUUUACAAGGGAGGGUGCUUCUUCAGUGGAGAACCUUAAUGAAAUGCAGUGUAUGUGGUUUCAAACAGAAUGUGCUGCAGCCUUUCAGAGACUUGGAAAAUAUGGUGACGCUCUGAAGAAGUGCCAUGAGAUAGAAAGGCAUUUUUUAGAAAUUACAGAUGACCAGUUUGAUUUUCACACAUACUGCAUGCGCAAAAUGACACUGCGUGCAUAUGUAGACCUUCUGAAGUUGGAGGAUGCACUGAGGAGACAUACAUUUUAUUUCAAAGCUGCGAAGUGUGCCAUCGAAAUCUAUCUGAAACUUCAUGAUAAUCCUCUUGCCAUUGACAACAAAGAGCAGGAAGUAAAUUCAGGAAACAUGUCUGCUAAGGAACUGAAGAAGAUGUUGAGUAAGCAAAGACGUGCUCAGAAGAAAGCAAAAUUGGAAGAAGAACGAAAACAUGCAGAACGGGAGAGACAACAGAAAUACCUGAAAAAAAAGAGAGAUGAGGAGGAAGAAGAGACCAGUGGUCCUAAAGAGGAGCUUGUCCCAGAGAAACUGGAAAGGGUAGAAAAUCCGUUAGAAGAAGCUAUCAAGUUUCUAAUGCCAUUAAAGAAUCUUGUAACUGAUUGUAUAGAAACACAUCUUCUGGCUUUUGAAAUAUACUUUAGAAAAGGAAGAUUUCUCUUGAUGCUUCAGUCUAUCAAAAGAGCUUUUGCCAUUGAUUCUGAAAAUCCAUGGUUGCAUGAAUGUUUAAUUCGGUUCUUUAAAACUGUGUCUGAUCACAGCAAUCUCCAUGAAACUGUGAACAAAGUAUUAUCUCAAGAAAUGAAGAAAAUCUUUGGAAACGAGAGCUGUGAGAAUUUCAAUGAUGAGUUUCUCAUGAAAAAUUCUAACUCUCUUCAACACUUGUUGUCAGGUGGAUGCCAAGGAAAAGUGUAUGAGCUAGUUCACAAAUCUGCUGCUAUUAGGUUUUUGGGACAAGCAGUAAUGACUACAUCCCUCCCUCAUACUCUGCUACUUGAUAUAAGCGAUCAUUUUGGAUAA
This is a messenger RNA of Polypterus senegalus (gray bichir), 2780 nucleotides long. RefSeq names its product N-alpha-acetyltransferase 16, NatA auxiliary subunit-like. The record is from RefSeq and is a predicted model, not a curated record. The transcript has 19 exons. Lineage: Eukaryota; Metazoa; Chordata; Cladistia; Polypteriformes; Polypteridae. The coding region runs from base 354 to 2780 and encodes 808 amino acids. Gene Ontology annotation, cellular component: cytoplasm; NatA complex. Gene Ontology annotation, biological process: N-terminal peptidyl-methionine acetylation. Gene Ontology annotation, molecular function: protein binding; protein-N-terminal amino-acid acetyltransferase activity.